Messenger RNA from Hippocampus zosterae (dwarf seahorse), 1370 nucleotides. Its product is annotated as homeobox protein OTX2-like. The transcript is spliced from 4 exons. Gene Ontology annotation, molecular function: DNA-binding transcription factor activity, RNA polymerase II-specific; RNA polymerase II cis-regulatory region sequence-specific DNA binding. Gene Ontology annotation, biological process: regulation of transcription by RNA polymerase II; multicellular organism development. The coding region runs from base 345 to 1244 and encodes 299 amino acids. Gene Ontology annotation, cellular component: nucleus. The record is from RefSeq and is a predicted model, not a curated record. NCBI's taxonomy places the organism in Eukaryota, Metazoa, Chordata, Actinopteri, Syngnathiformes, Syngnathidae.
GAAAGAGAAAUUAGAAAUAUUAGUAGGAUGGUGAACAAGCAAAAUAGUAGCCACAAAAAUUUCAUUAUUAUCUUAACUGUCAGGCCAGCGCUAAUCAAAAUCUCAGUAUUAUAAAUCGACCGCAAUCAAUGGUGCAUCGUCACGUUUGUGUCCUGUUCUCUGCUUUCUAUUGGCUCCUAAAAGUCGCUCAUUCUCAGUCUGGCUCGCUCAGAUUCUCUCUCUCUCCUUUUAGUGAGUGCAUAAAUAGUGUGCAUCAGCAAGUAUCAUCCGCUUAAAACUGGAGUUGAGCAGCCAGAGGGGAGGCCCUUGAACGCAUUACGGGGGGCGGGUUAUCAGCCAUCAUAAUGAUGUCCUACUUGAAGCAGCCCCCUUACACGGUCAACGGACUCAGUUUAUCCUCCCCUGGGGUGGACCUACUGCACCCUACCGUGGGAUACCAAGGCACGCCUCGGAAACAGAGGCGGGAGAGGACCACCUUCACCAGGGCCCAGCUGGACGUGCUGGAAAACCUGUUCACCAAGACGCGCUACCCGGACAUCUUCAUGAGGGAGGAGGUGGCCCUCAAGAUUAACCUGCCUGAAUCCAGAGUGCAGGUAUGGUUCAAAAACCGAAGGGCCAAACACCGCCAGCAGGCCCAGCAGACCCAAAGCGGAGCACCCAGCAAAGCGUCCAGCACCAGGCCGGUGAAAAAGAAACCCUCUCCGGUCCGGGAGGCCAGCUCGGACAGCGGGGCGAGCGGCCAGUUCACGCCGCCCUCCAACGCCUCUCUGCCGCCCGUGAGCACCACGGCGACGCCGGUGUCCAUCUGGAGCCCGGCUUCCAUUUCGCCUCUGCCCGACCCCAUGUCCGCUUCCUCGGCGUCCUCCUGCAUGCAGCGCUCCUACCCGGUGACGUACACCCAGGCCACGUCUGCCUACAACCAGGGCUACACGGGUUCGUCGUCCUACUUCUCCGGCAUGGACUGCGGCUCAUACCUCUCGCCGAUGCACCACCACCACCACCACCAGCUGAGCUCCGCCAUGAGCCCGAUGAGCAGCGGAGGAGGAGGCGGCGGCGGCGGCGGGGUGUCCAGCCACCUGAGCCCGGCGUCGUCGCUCUCCUCGUCCGCGUACGGCUACGGAGGCACCGCAGACUGCAUGGACUAUAAGGACCAGACAACUUCGUCCUCAUGGAAGCUCAAUUUCAACACCGAUUGUUUGGAUUAUAAAGAGCAGCAGGCGGCGUGGAAGUUCCAGGUUUUGUGAUUUGAUUUACAGGCCCUGUGGGAGCGGGCGCGAGCCGGCCAGAGGGGUGCGGGGUGGGGGACUCCUCUUCUACCUCUUCCCCCCCUUUUUUUCAUCUGAGAAUUCACACUCCAGACUUUGAUCGAG